AAUGAAUUCUUCACAAAGCUCCUUUACAGAUCUUAAUGAUUGGGCUUUAAUUUAUUCGAAUCUCUAACAAAUCAAACUAGAGUAAUUAUCUUCAAAGCUCAAAUUACAUUUCAAAAAUCUACCCGACUUUAAUGACUUUAUUAAACUUUAUGAGUCUUCUAAAUUUGAAUCAGAUGAUUCUUGGAAUCUAAAUGAGGAACUUUUAUUAUAAUUUAUAGUUUUGAGUCUCAAUCCAAAAUGUAUUAAGGUACUUAUGAUAAAAAUUUAGAAUCGAUUCGAUUGGGAGAAAGUGCAAAAGUUAAUGCCUAAAUACAGGAGUCUAUCAGAAUUAUGCUUUAAAUUCUAAUCUUUCUAUAAGGCCUUUCUUCCAAGACAACCUUGGUCAACUUUUGAAGAAUAAACUUUGUUAUAAAUCAUUUUGUAAUAUAUUUCUUAUUUACAAUAGAGAUAAUCCUAGUCGCUGUAAAAGGAAAUGGAGUACUAUCGCUUAUUAAUAUAAUUGUAUUUGCAAGUCUGGAAUAUUAAGAAAUGCAAAAUAAUGUCGUGAACGAUGGAAUAAUAAAUUAGAUCCACAAAUUAAUAGGUAAUUGUAAUGAUAAUAUUUUACAGAGAACCAUGGUCAAAGUCUGAAGAGUUAAACUUUCUAUAAUUGCUACUUCAGAAUGGACGUAAAUGGGUUGAAAUAUCUAUCAAAUUAUCUAUGAUUACUAAAUAAAGAAGAAGAACUGAAUUUGUUUUGAAACACAAAUUUAAACAACUUAAAAAAUACUAUGGUAUGUAAUUUUAUAAGUUUGCAAGGUUAGAGACCAAAAAGAUUAAGUGAUAUCAAAAUUAGUCCAUAUUGGAAUAUUUAGGAAGCUAACAUGAUUCUAUAUAAAAUAGAAGUUCUUUAAGAGAAAACUAAAAAGAGUCAGACUCAAAAAUAUUCUUUUUGUGAAUUUUUGUGUUCUGAACAAGAGUAUUGCUUAGCCAUAAUUAAAAAUGGUAGUUUAAUUUAAUUGUGA
Messenger RNA from Paramecium pentaurelia, 1004 nucleotides. The record is from the annotation of a GenBank genome assembly. Lineage: Eukaryota; Ciliophora; Oligohymenophorea; Peniculida; Parameciidae.